Dromiciops gliroides (monito del monte) is the source of this 927-nucleotide messenger RNA. It is a transcript of the gene NANOG, whose product is annotated as Nanog homeobox. The coding region runs from base 1 to 927 and encodes 308 amino acids. The record is from RefSeq and is a predicted model, not a curated record. Gene Ontology annotation, biological process: regulation of transcription by RNA polymerase II. Gene Ontology annotation, molecular function: RNA polymerase II cis-regulatory region sequence-specific DNA binding; DNA-binding transcription factor activity, RNA polymerase II-specific. The transcript has 4 exons. NCBI's taxonomy places the organism in Eukaryota, Metazoa, Chordata, Mammalia, Microbiotheria, Microbiotheriidae.
AUGACCUCCUGCUCCCACUCGCAGCAAUGCCAGUCCUCCCAGCCCGAAGGCGAUGCCAGCUGCCCUUACAACACUUGGAUCUCCGAGUCCCAGCCAGAGCCAUUUACCUCCUCCAGCCCGUACUCUAAUUUCCAAAGCCCGGAAAAACUGCAGCCGAGCGCAGCAAUUUCUCCUCCUCCUCCAUCCAUUGAUAUGUUUGUUCAAGAUAUUCCUGACUCUGCCACUAGCCCAACUUCAAACAACCUUUCCUCCCAGAACAAGUCCAAGAUUCAUCAGGGAAAAGAUGAUCAGAAUCUGGUCAAAAAACCUAAGAUGAGGACAGUGUUUUCUCAAGCUCAACUGAAUGUACUCAACAGUAGAUUUGUGGAGCAAAAAUACCUCAGCCCACAGCAGAUCCGAAAUGUGGCUGAGAAUUUGAACCUUACUUACAAACAGGUCAAGACCUGGUUUCAAAACCAGAGAAUGAAGUCAAAGAGAUGGCAGAAAGACACCAUGUGGCCAAAGAAUGGCAACAGUAUGGUUCAGAAUUCAUCGGCUGUUGGGGAGUACUUAAGCUUCUACUCUCCGUUCCACCAGGACUAUAUGGUGAAUCCUUCUGGAAACUUUCCAGUAUGGAGUAACCAGACUUGGAAUAACCAGUUCCAGAAUGGUGGCGAGGGCUCCUAUCAGCACCAGUGGUUUCAGCACCCCUAUCCCGCCAGUGACUUAGGGGCUACCUUUGGAAAUAAUACUGGCGAAGUCUAUCCCAUGAAACCACAGACGACUAUGAAUUUUAACUCCCCCCACACCGUCGAAUAUCUCCCAAGCUACUCCACGAACAUGCAACUGACUCACAGCAAAUCAGAAGAGGACUAUGGUUAUCGGCAGGCCAGUGAUGUUCAAACACAAUUCUUAGAUCCCAGUGGAAUACCUAUAUUUCAGUCAUAA